AUAUAUAUCCAAUAAUGUUAUGACUUUAUAACACAGAUCAGUCUAGUAGUGCUCAGUUUUAAAAGUGACGUGAGCAGAAUUCCAACAGGAAGUAAAAUUGGGAUAACUCUAGUGAACAGGAUAUAUAACUUUUUAAAAAAUUGAAAAACAUAAACAUUUCCCUUGUUAAGAGCAAGAGUGAUCCAAGCUGAAGAGCAUUUGAUUAUUUGUAAAUUUUAUUGACAUUGACGAUGUCCAAAACUUUUUUCAUUCUUUCUUUACAAAACAGAUCUUGAACAACCAACUGAAAGACAGUUUGCAGUAGAUAAGGUAGCACUACUGAUGGGAAACAUGAGCUACUAUAACCAUCCCAGGCUCAAGGCUCCGUUAGUGGAUGUUUAUGAGCUGACCAACUUGCUGAGGCAGAUGGACUUUAAAGUGGUCUCCUUGCUGGAUCUGACCGAGCCUGAGAUGCGGAAUGCAGUGGAUGAAUUCUUGCUGCUCCUGGACAAAGGUGUCUACGGUCUGUUAUAUUAUGCUGGGCAUGGCUAUGAAAAUUAUGGUAAUAGUUUUAUGGUUCCUAUUGAUGCUCCAAAUCCUUAUCGAGCUGCAAACUGUCUGUGUGUACAAAACAUCCUCAAACUGAUGCAAGAAAAGGAUACUGGCCUCAAUGUCUUUUUACUGGAUAUGUGCAGAAAACGGAAUGAAUAUGACAAUACCGUUCUCAUCUUGGAUGCUCUGAAGGUUACAGCUAACAUAGUUUUUGGAUAUGCCAC
Messenger RNA from Protobothrops mucrosquamatus (brown spotted pit viper), 755 nucleotides. Its product is annotated as mucosa-associated lymphoid tissue lymphoma translocation protein 1-like. The annotation marks the transcript as partial. Gene Ontology annotation, molecular function: cysteine-type endopeptidase activity. The record is from RefSeq and is a predicted model, not a curated record. Gene Ontology annotation, biological process: proteolysis. The transcript has 4 exons. NCBI's taxonomy places the organism in Eukaryota, Metazoa, Chordata, Lepidosauria, Squamata, Viperidae.